AUGACUUCCAAGGUCCGCAUCGCGUGCCGGCGAUGCCGCGCGAAGAGAAUCAAGUGUGAUGGCAGCAUUCCAGCCUGCAGCAACUGCCAAAAGGCUGGCGAAGCCUGUCUUGAUGUCGACGGACGAAACAACUCCAUUGCCAUCCCUCGCGAUUUUACCGCAAAUGCUCGCGCUCGCAUCGAAUGGCUUGAAGGGCAGCUUCGUCGCCAUGCUCCGCAUGUGAAUCUCGAUGAUGGUCCAAAGGUAGAUCUUGGGCUGCAUAAAGUUGUAGAUCCCCCGACGACGCUCGAAACAAAGUCAGUGGAAGCAGAAGACACAGCGUCGCUUUCGAAACGGACUUUUGACGUCACUCAAGAGCAAACACAGCUACAUGAGCAGCCUUUUACAACCGAAGCGCGGUCUGUCGCCUUGGAUCUUGGCUUAUUGAGCUUGGGCUCGGACUCCAGACAGCUUCACUAUCUGGGCAGUUCUUCAGGGCGGCUAUUCACAUCGCUCAUCGGCUUAGGCUUGCCUGAGACGACAACCCAGGCUCCAACAAGAAAUCCCUUUAAGUCGCUCUCUCAACCUGGCUUUGAUGGGAAGUCGGGCUCUUUCGCUUAUGCAAAGCGUCAGAAAGAAGCCAGUAGGCUAGUUUAUGACAUCUUGCGCAAGACGCUACCCGCUCGUGAAGACGCUCACAUUCUGCUGGAAACAUAUCUUCGCAACAUUCACGCUGAGCACCCCUUCUUGCACCCAGGCUCCACCGUUGCGGCUAUCGAAGCCUUGUAUCAGUGCGCUGAUGCAGAGCCUUCCGCAGAGAUUGGCUUCAAUGGAGAGUUUGCCCUUUCGCGAGGUGUAGACUGUACCGUCAUAUCCAUCUUCACGGCGACAUUUCAUGUCUUUAUGGUUUUCACGCUGGCGGCUACCAUACGGACCCGUCAAAGAAUGUACGACUUUGCGCCAGACCAGUUUUACCGGGCGGCAAUCUCUGUUGCUCAUUACUGCUUUUCAGACACAUCGGUGGCCUCUGUGCAGGCUAUCCUGCUCCUAGCCGUGCACAGUCUGCUCAGUCCAACAGAGGUGAACAUAUGGACACUCACAUACACAGCAAUGGCACAGUGUAUCGAUCUAGGACUACACCGGAUGCCCGCAGACGGCGAUGGCAUUUCUGCCGCCGCAGCUCUGACUCGUAAAAUGGUCUUCUUUAGCGUAUAUCAUUUAGACAGGUCUGUGGCCACCAUUCAGGGGCGCCCACUGGGCAUCCGAGAUGAGACAUUCGAUGUUCAGCUCCCUAGCCUCCGGGAUGUUCAAGCUGAUGCUGCGGCUUUGGCAUCUUCGAGCCUGUUUACUGAGCUAUCGAUUCCCGCCAUCGUUGCGUUCGCGAUUCAUCGCUUCAGACUGGAUUCCAUCAUCUCAGAAAUAAAAAUGUUAUUCUACCAUCUUCCCAGCCAGAUCAGCGCUUAUUCUUGGCCUGCUGACCACCAAGCAACUCAAAACGCGAUUCGGCAGCGUUUGCAGGACUGGCGCCACGAAAUCAGCUCCCUGUCGAAUGUGCUUCCGCAGGAUAUGAGUGAUGAAAAUUGUCAAUUAUACAUGCGCCAGUACGAAUUGACAGCACACAGUCAAUUCUUCGCGGCUAUGAUUUUGUUAUAUCAGCCCUCUCAGAUGGUACCACAUCCUAGAGAAGAAGCUCUGCUUAUAUGUUACCAGUGUGCAGCCUCCCGCAUCAACAUCUACAAUAGCUUGUACAACGUAGAUGGUCUUUUCCAAAGCUGGCGCAACGUACAAGGAGUCUUCUCCUCAGGAGCAACCAUGAUCUAUUGUCUCUGGACGUCGAGCUCUGUCCAAAACUCUGUGCCAAUCUCUAAGGCAAUGACUGACCUGAGAACCUGCACAAAUCUUCUCAGCGUCGGCGGGGAAUGGUGGCCGUCAGUCAAAAGAGGCAAAGAGACGUUUGGCCGAGCUAUGGACGCAUUAUUGAAGAAGCUUGAUCAAUCUAAAACUCCAUUGCAAACGCAUAGAAAUACUGGUAGCCCUAAUUGGCGACUCGUGCGGAAUGUUCCACAACAAUUUGACAGAGAAUCAGCGAAUGAUGAGUCGCUCACACUAGCGACGAGCACUCAUUCAAGAGAUAUGGAUAGUUUUUGGGGAUUCAAUGCAGCUCUUCCACCAAAUUCUAGUGAUUCUCCUCGUAACGAUGCCACCACCAAUCAUGGGACAACGUAUUGGACUGCUUUGGAUAACCGCGGGGAUCAGUCGUUGCAAUUCAACCAGCAGGAUUUUGGCAGCGCUGUUUCCGAACUGAAUACGGAGGCUCUGGACAAUACCGUCGAGGCCUUCAUCGCUGAAUUCUUGCAGAACGACACGGCUUGGAACCCUUUCUAG
Molecule: messenger RNA, 2364 nt
Organism: Trichoderma gamsii
Lineage: Eukaryota; Fungi; Ascomycota; Sordariomycetes; Hypocreales; Hypocreaceae
Exons: 3
Coding region: 1-2364 (787 amino acids)
Biological process (GO): DNA-templated transcription; positive regulation of transcription by RNA polymerase II
Molecular function (GO): DNA-binding transcription factor activity, RNA polymerase II-specific; zinc ion binding; sequence-specific DNA binding
Source: RefSeq, a predicted model, not a curated record